UAAUGUUCCAAUUGUCUGUCGUUCAUUUUUCCUCAGUGCUGACAUCCGCUCAUCUGGAACCUAUAACCCAUGCACGUGGGAAUCCAAGCAUGAUGCAAUGAUGAAGCCUUAAACAAGACAGGGCUGUGAAUCAUAAGGUGAAGGCUUCUCAAGCGUCAGGUAGGUGAGGAACUUUGGCCACCUGGAGCCUAAGGUGAGGCCGCCUGGAAGGUGAGAGGUGAAUUCGCCUCGAAAGUGAGGUCAGCUCGCUUGGAAAGUGAGGUUGCACGCCUGGAAAUUGAGGUUUCCGGUGAGUACUACAUAGUCUCCCCGGCUUGGCGCCUUCUUUUGAAAAUUACUUAUUUACUUACUCCUUUGGAAAGUAAGUUGAUAUCCUCUUGAAGAAAAAUAAGGAGGUUGCCUUAGCUCUAAGAAGCUGGCAAUAAUGGCCCUGGUACUCUCCACCUGAGGUGAUGAUCAUCAGGUGUAAGCAUGCUGCUGCCUCUCUGAUGGCCACAGUGCCACCCUACCCGCCCAUACGCCCGCACGCCCACACUAGGGAAGGCUGAGUCACCCUGCUCCUCAUUUAUUACUACCGACUGCCCUCCGCGCCCACAUGAGGGAGAGGUGAGGGCAGGCGGGCGGUGGAGGCGAGGGCGUGAUGGUGGUAUGAUCCCGAGGGCGUGGGCGUUGAUGGUGGUGCUGGCUGCCGCAUGGCAGGCCCCGGAAGCCGCAGCCGCAGCCAAGACUCGUCUCGUCAGCACCAAGUACGGCCAGGUCCAGGGGCUCAUUAGGCACCUCGGCCACCUACUGGGAGACGUGGAAGUGUUUAUGGGCGUCCCCUACGCCAGUCCCCCCGUAGAGGAGGGGCGCUUUACCCCCACUAACACCCCGACGCCCUGGGAUGGGGUGCUAGACGCCACCACCCCGCCCCCUGUGUGCCCGCAGCUCCUGCCCGACCCGGACGAGGCCCACAUGCCCCGUGCCCGGGCCGAGUUUAUCCGACAAGUAACACCCGCCCUCACCAACCAGAGCGAAGACUGCCUAACUGUCAACAUCUACACCCCCAUCAUGGUGAUCCCUGGGUCAGAGGUCUACCCAGUGUUGGUCUACCUGCACGGGGAGAGCUUCAGCUGGGGCGCCGGCUCCCUGUACGACGGCUCCGUCCUCGCCGCCUACGGCAGGGUGGUCGUUCUCACCCUCAACUACCGUCUUGGCCCUCUUGGGUUCCUCAACACCUACGGGGGCGGAGCAGGAGGCGUCGUCAGUAACUUUGCCCUGCUGGACCAGAUCGCAGCUCUCAACUGGGUCGGGGAGAACAUCAAGCAAUUUAACGGAGACCCCACGAGAGUGACGCUCUUCGGGAGGGACACCGGCGCGGCUUGUGUCUCCUACCUCAUGGAGAGUCCCAUCGUGCCUCCAGGACUGUUCCACCGCGUGGUGCUGGUGUCCGGUUGGUCAGGGUGCUCAUGGUCCAGGGUGACGGCACCCCUGAGCGUCACCCUGCGUCUGGCCAUGGCUGCAGGGUGUCCCGUGCCAGACGACCCUGCCGCCGCGCACCCGCGCACGGUGUCGUGUCUCCGCGCGGCGCCGCUGGAGGCGCUCAUGCAGGCAGCGCGGCAGGUGGUGUCUCCAGCCUUCAUGCCGGCGUGGGGCCCUAGUGAGGAUGGCGUGGUGGUGGCAGGGGCGCGGCGUGGGGCGUCGCUGGGGAGGCAACACAUCCAGGUCAUGAUAGGCUUCACCCCGUGGGAGGCGUGGGCGUGGCUCGGGGAAUCUCUGGUCACUAAGGGAGUGGAUAAUAUGACGUUCGAGCGCGUGGCGAGGACUUGGGUCCGAAACACUCGCCAUCACCACCUGCGGGAGGUGCUGGCGGCGGCGCUGCAGGAGUACACGGACUGGACGGCGGUGAAGCAGAGUCCAGACGUGCGCAGGAACCUAUUGUUUCACCUGUUGGGGGACGCUGGCGUGGUGGCGCCGCUCCACCAGGCGGCAGACGCCCUGGCUCACCAUACCAAGGUCUUCAUGUUCCUCUGUGACCUUGCCAACAGGGUCCCGGGACAGAUCCAGGCGCCAGGCUGGGAGCUUGGAUUGGUCUGGGGAACUGGCCUCAGUGACGUUACCAGCUCACCUGGGGCUCCGUCCCCUCCCAUCAGACCUCCAGCGCUGACGCAGCUCUCAGAAGACGUCAUCAGCCUUCUCACAAAUUUCGCCAAGUCGGGAGACCCCAACCUGCCGAGAGAGUCGCCCUCGCCGGGAUUCGCAGCUGUAGCUUGGCCUCGCUACAUGCCUGAUACGCGGCAGUACCUUAGGAUCGGAGUGCCACCGACGGUUGGGUCUCAGUACCGCGCCCACCAGCUGGCACUGUGGUCGUGGCUGGUCCCGGAGCUAGAGGCUGCAGGAAAAACCUACCCUCCGGACCCCAACUCCUGGGAGGUGAGCGUCGACCCCAACCUCUUCUACGGCGUCGUCAAGCCUCCGGACCCCUGGUACUUCCUGCAUCCCAACACCACCACCGCCGCUCCGAGGGUCACCACCACCACCACGGCCGCCACGCCCUCGCCCAAGCCCACCACACCCAGGGUCACCACUACUCUGGCAGUCUCACCCACAAUCGCAAGUAGUGCACCCAAGAUGCCGGUGACGGACUCGAACGAGUAUGUUCGCUACUCCACCGCCUUACUGGUGACGGUGGGCCUCGGAGUCUCCCUGCUGCUCCUCAAUGGACUCAUAUUCCUCCUGCUCUUCUGGCGGCGGCCGACUCAUCAUCCUACCUGCCAAGGACACCACCACCACUCUCAGGUAACCAAAUUCACAAUCACACAGACUCCCAAAUAUACAAGUGAACAGACUUCCAUACUUACAGGGGAACAGACUCCCAUACACACAGAUGAACAGAAUUCCAAACAUAUAGGUGAACCAACUCCCAAACACAAAGGUGAACAGAAUUCCAAACAUAUAGGUGAACCAACUCCCAAACACAAAGGUGAACAGACUCUCAAACACACAAGUGAACAGACUUCUGCCUUGCAGCACCAUAUACCACCAGAAAUAGUUCAGCUGUGUUCCACUUCCCUCACCAACAAUUGA
Messenger RNA from Procambarus clarkii (red swamp crayfish), 3066 nucleotides. NCBI's taxonomy places the organism in Eukaryota, Metazoa, Arthropoda, Malacostraca, Decapoda, Cambaridae. The record is from RefSeq and is a predicted model, not a curated record.